This is a messenger RNA of Penicillium longicatenatum, 1350 nucleotides long. RefSeq names its product RNA polymerase II accessory factor CDC73 family protein. The record is from RefSeq and is a predicted model, not a curated record. NCBI's taxonomy places the organism in Eukaryota, Fungi, Ascomycota, Eurotiomycetes, Eurotiales, Aspergillaceae. Gene Ontology annotation, cellular component: Cdc73/Paf1 complex. Gene Ontology annotation, biological process: positive regulation of transcription elongation by RNA polymerase II; transcription elongation by RNA polymerase II. The transcript is spliced from 3 exons. Gene Ontology annotation, molecular function: RNA polymerase II complex binding. The coding region runs from base 1 to 1350 and encodes 449 amino acids.
AUGGCAGCAGCCGACCUAUCAGUGCAGGAUCCUCUUCUUUCGCUGCGCCGAGCCAUUGCCUCGGACAGCCCCCCAACCCCGACAACCUCGUCCGAGCUCUCGAACGAACAUGCGACAGAGGACCUCGCCCAGGCUACACACCUCUACUUCUCGCAGCCAAUUCCACAGUCAAUUCCCCUCUCGACGCCAACACGCUUCACGCGCAUCGCAUCCGGAACAGUCGAGUCCGCCGUCGACCUGCGCAGCAUCUUCUUCGCGUGGCAGAAGAAAGAUGUCGCUAUCCCGGAAUACAUUGCCUCCGCACAUGAGUUGAACGAGGCGCUGAGGUUGAAGGGGCCCGCUGAGUCUGGGACAGUUGAGGAGGUUCAGAAUCUCCCUUUCGUCGAGCGCUUGGAUCUCAUUACCUGGCUCGAGGGUGCGUCGGAUGAAAGCGAGUACAUCAAGCCUUUGCAAGGCGCGGCUGCGGCUGCUGCUGCUGCUGCCGCCUCCGCAGCUGGUGCUGCUCAGGCUGAAGCCUCGGCCGGUAUUGCAUCUGGUACCCGUCCUCAGAAGCCGAUUGAUCCUCGGCUGCAGGAGAUUUACAAUGGAGAACGGAAGACUGGGGAUCGGAAUACUGUGCUGAGAGGCAUUAAGGCUACCGACUUUUCCCAUGUCCGCAAGAGUGCCGAGAUCUUCCUCGACCGCAACCGCUCUCGCCCAGGUCAACCCACCAAACCAGGCAGCAAGAUGAUCCCCGCCCCUUCAGCAGGCCUCUCAAUGCCCUCUCGCAAAUCCAGCUCCCGGCCAGACCCCAUUAUCCUCCUCUCCCCCUCCGCCUCAUCUCUCAUCCGCAUGUCAAACAUCAAGUCCUUCCUGCAAGACGGUAUCUUCGUCCCACCAGACCACCCCACACUGUCCAUGUCCACCGAGGCCAACUUCAUGGAACUCAAGCGUCCACUACGCCUAAAGUCUGACCCCUCCAACCCCAACGCCGCGAGCGCAGCCAACAAAGCAUCCAAGCCUACCAAGUUCAUUCUUGUGGAUGGAACAACAAACUUCAAGCCGGAGUAUUGGUCGCGGCUUGUGGCCGUCUUUACAACUGGACAGACCUGGCAGUUUAAGUCCUAUAAGUGGUCUUCUCCGCCAGAGCUGUUUAAGCAUGCUACUGGUGUCUAUGUUGGCUGGAGGGGCGAGGAGGUUCCGCCUACUGUUAAGGGAUGGGGACGCGGCGUGCAGAGUUUCAAUGUUGAGCGGUGGGAUGAGAAAGGUGGGAUUCAUGGUGGUGGACGAUGGAGGGAUCGGGAGGUUGUUGAGGGAAUUUGGACAGCUAUUGAGGAGGGCAUGAGGCUUCGUGGUUGGGGGUCAAAAUGA